This is a messenger RNA of Opisthorchis viverrini, 384 nucleotides long. RefSeq lists its product as hypothetical. The annotation marks the transcript as partial. The record is from RefSeq and is a predicted model, not a curated record. NCBI's taxonomy places the organism in Eukaryota, Metazoa, Platyhelminthes, Trematoda, Opisthorchiida, Opisthorchiidae. The transcript is spliced from 3 exons.
AUGAAUGCUUUUGUCAAGAGUGCUGAUUUUCAGGUGUCAUGGGGGGAAACGAGAGCAGUGUGCAUCACAGAAAUUGAAAAUGCAACAGACAGCAUCGCUUCGCCAAGUUACCCGAAUUACUACCCGGCCAACCUGAACUAUACGUGGACCAUUUCCCAACCUCGAGGUUGUGUCGUUCGGUUGCGGUUCGAAGACUUUCAGCUCGAAUCAGACAAAGAUUUUGUUCAUGUAUACGACGGACCUGCAACCAAUGAGAACCUGAUGGACACAUGGACUGGAACACGACUACCGUCGCCACGAGUCUCGACAGGAAACAGCUUAACAAUCAAAAUGCUAACGGAUAACACGCGAGAAUUUCGAGGUUUUUAUGCAACCUAUGAGGCU